Messenger RNA from Suncus etruscus (white-toothed pygmy shrew), 7705 nucleotides. RefSeq names its product cytoplasmic polyadenylation element binding protein 3 (gene CPEB3). Gene Ontology annotation, biological process: negative regulation of cytoplasmic translation. The record is from RefSeq and is a predicted model, not a curated record. Gene Ontology annotation, cellular component: nucleus; cytoplasm; neuron projection. The transcript is spliced from 11 exons. Lineage: Eukaryota; Metazoa; Chordata; Mammalia; Eulipotyphla; Soricidae. The coding region runs from base 135 to 2324 and encodes 729 amino acids. Gene Ontology annotation, molecular function: ribosome binding; translation factor activity, RNA binding; mRNA regulatory element binding translation repressor activity.
GCCGCCGCCGCCGCACUCCCGGGUCCUUCCUCCAGGGGGGCAAAGACGAGCAGACGCGAAUGUCUUGCGGGCCGCGCUCCAGGAAGCAGCAGGAUGCGCCGCUCGGCUGUCAGUAGCCGCCAGCUGCACAAACCAUGCAGGAUGAUUUACUGAUGGACAAAAGCAAAACCCAGCCCCAGGAGCAGCAGCAGCAACGGCAGCAGCAGCAGCGACAGCAGCAGCAGCAGCAGCAGCAGCCAGAGCCCAGCGCAGCCGAAGUCCCGUCCACCAGCCUCUCCGCCGAGACCCCCAAGCCGGAGGACAACAGCGCAGUGCCGGCUCUGAGCCCUGCCGUCGCGGCCCCGGCCCCGUCCCCGUCCCCGUCGGCCUCCAGUGGCCCCGACAAGAUGCAGAUAGAGUCGCCGCUCCUGCCGGGCUUGAGUUUCCAGCAGCCGCCGCCGCCUCCACCGCCACCGCAGGAGCCCACGACGCCCGGUGCGUCGCUGUCCCCGUCCUUCGGGAGCACCUGGUCCACGGGCACCACCAACGCCGUGGAGGACAGCUUCUUCCAGGGCAUCACGCCGGUCAACGGGACCAUGCUCUUCCAGAACUUCCCGCACCACGUCAACCCCGUCUUCGGGGGCACCUUCUCCCCGCAGAUCGGCCUGGCGCAGACCCAGCACCCCCAGCAGCAGCCGCCGCCGCCCGCGCAGCCCCCCCAGGCGCAGCAGCAGCAGCAGCAGCAGCGCCGCUCGCCCGCCAGCCCCAGCCAGGCGCCCUACGUGCAGCGCAGCGCGGCGGCUGCAGCGGCCUACGGCCACCAGCCCAUCAUGACCAGCAAGCCGUCGUCCUCCUCCGCCGUGGCCGUGGCCGCCGCUGCCGCCGCCGCCGCCUCGUCCGCCUCGUCCAGCUGGAACACGCACCAGAGCGUGAACGUCAACGCCGCCGCCUGGAGCGCCCCGUCCAACCCCUGGGGAGGCCUGCAGGCCGGCCGGGACCCCCGGCGCGCGGUCGGUGUGGGCGUGGGCGUGGGCGUCGGGGUGCCCUCGCCGCUCAACCCCAUCUCGCCGCUCAAGAAGCCCUUCUCCAGCAACGUCAUCGCGCCCCCCAAGUUCCCGCGGGCCGCCCCGCUCGCCUCCAAGUCCUGGAUGGAGGAUAACGCUUUCCGCACUGAUAACGGGAACAGUCUGUUGCCAUUUCAGGACCGGAGUAGGCCCUAUGACACUUUUAACUUGCACUCUUUGGAGAACUCCUUAAUGGAUAUGAUAAGGACUGAUCAUGAACCUCUGAAAGGUAAACACUACCCUCCCAGUGGCCCACCAAUGAGUUUCGCUGAUAUAAUGUGGAGGAAUCAUUUUGCAGGACGUAUGGGAAUAAAUUUUCAUCAUCCAGGAACAGAUAACAUUAUGGCACUUAACACCAGGAGCUAUGGGCGAAGACGAGGUCGGUCUUCUCUCUUUCCCUUUGAAGAUGCCUUCCUGGAUGACAGUCAUGGCGAUCAGUCCCUGUCAUCUGGCUUAAGUUCUCCCACUCGAUGUCAAAAUGGAGAUCGAGUUGAACGCUACUCUAGAAAGGUGUUUGUUGGAGGCCUUCCUCCUGAUAUUGAUGAAGAUGAGAUCACUGCCAGCUUUCGCAGGUUUGGGCCCCUUGUCGUAGACUGGCCUCACAAAGCUGAAAGCAAGUCGUAUUUUCCUCCUAAAGGCUAUGCCUUUCUGCUGUUCCAGGAGGAGAGCUCAGUACAAGCUUUGAUAGAUGCCUGCCUAGAAGAAGAUGGGAAGCUGUACUUGUGUGUGUCUAGCCCCACCAUCAAGGAUAAACCAGUGCAAAUUCGACCAUGGAACCUAAGUGACAGUGACUUUGUAAUGGAUGGUUCUCAGCCCUUGGACCCCAGAAAAACUAUCUUUGUUGGGGGAGUUCCACGACCCCUUCGAGCUGUUGAACUGGCAAUGAUCAUGGACCGUUUGUAUGGUGGCGUUUGCUAUGCUGGCAUUGAUACGGACCCAGAGCUUAAGUACCCCAAAGGUGCUGGCCGUGUGGCAUUCUCCAAUCAGCAGAGUUACAUUGCUGCCAUCAGUGCUCGAUUUGUGCAGCUCCAACACAAUGACAUUGACAAACGGGUGGAAGUGAAGCCAUAUGUGCUGGAUGAUCAGAUGUGUGAUGAGUGCCAGGGCACACGCUGUGGUGGGAAGUUUGCCCCCUUCUUCUGUGCCAACGUCACCUGUCUGCAGUAUUACUGCGAAUACUGCUGGGCCAGCAUCCAUUCCCGUGCCGGGCGGGAGUUCCACAAACCGCUGGUGAAGGAGGGAGGCGACCGCCCUCGCCACGUCCCAUUUCGCUGGAGCUGAGCCCAGGGCAGAACCCACCCACAAGUACUGGAGUAGAAAACCAAGAGGGGAAAGAACGGGCACUGCCUCAGGGCGGACAGUGUUCUGGAAAUCUGUGCAUUUGUUCUCGAUUUUUAAAGAAGAAAUGGGUCUUUUUAUUAUUUUUUUAUUAUUCUUUACAGUCAUAUUACUGAACUCAGUGUCCAGUAUAAUGCAGAAUUGAAGAGUGUAUAAUGGUACUGAUUUGCACUUUGAUUCACACCUUUGUCUGCUUUGUACCUUAAUUUCUUCCACCUGAUUUGUCCCUUGGCAGUAGAGAGACUGCCAUUCUCAUCAGCAGCCAUCGGGUUGAUGUCUGUGUGAUCAUUUUUGUUUGUUGUGUUGUUCUUCUGAUAGUUUUUGAACUGGAGCAUGCACUUAUUUUCAGAAACUUAAAUGAGUUGCCCCUAGGAGAAGACUUACCAAAGGUAAUGCUGAGUAGGUGGCAGAUGUAGCAAAAACUUCUCAACAAAUCAGCAAUCAUUAGCAGGGGUCAUUUAGAGUAAGGAUAACCCUUAAUGAAAAUAAGCCUUUAGUUGCUCUGUUUUGACAUGUAAGGAUACCUCAUAAACCGAAUCUUUAUUUUUUUUUUCCUUCAUGUUUGAUUUUUGUUUUGCUGAAGAUUUUGGUUAGAUCUUUUAGUGUUAUGUAAAUUUAUGCUGCAAUAGCUUUUGCUGCUAUUAAAGUGGUAUUAUUAAUACCAUAAUACUCUAUUCAGGCUAAGGUAUCAAUUAAAAAAAAAAACCCAACAACACACUUUUGUGAUUUAGGAAUAGAAUCAGCUGCCAACAGGAGAUCAGAAUAGACUUCAGAAAGUUUCAACAGAAGGGCACUAUUUCUGACUGCAUGUUUACUUAAUCAGGUUGCUGCAUGCAAUAAAUUUUAUACCCAAUGUCUAGUAUAACACCUUCCCACAAUGCACAAAUUAAGAAUCUAUAUAAGCUAUAAAGUAAUGAUUUUAAAAGGAUUUUUUUCAUUCAGAGAAUCGAUGAUGGACUGGAGGAAGGCAUGCCUCAGUGAAUGGAAUGCUUCUGAGAUGAGAGAGAACCCCUACAGAAUUGCCUAUUUUACAACCAAUAGAAAACCUAGGUGUAGGAUAUUCUUAAAGCAAAUUUGUGGAUGGUAGAUGAAGUACUUUGCGGUGCUCUGUUACAUAUUGUGCAAUUUAUUUUAUAUAGUAAAGUGAUUAUGUCUAACUGUGAUCAAACUUAACUGUUUAAAGCCUCUGUGUCAGACAUUAAUGGACUUGAUGGUUCCUAACUGGUAUAUUAUUAACUAACACAUGAGCUCUUAGUUACAAUCUCCUAGUGCUUGCACCAUUUUACAUAGCUUCAUACUUUGUCCAGAAAACCAAAGAGCUCAUCUUAGCUUACAAACACUAGGAAUAUAUACAGUAUAUAGAGAUAAGUGUCAGAUUGACAAACUAGGCACAUUUUAAGGAAGUUGUGUGAUGAUGCUGAUGCUAAAGAAAUGUCUGUACAAACUAGAAUGACGUGGACAGGGCUGGUUGUGUGAGAAAUUAACUACUUAAUUCCCUGGAUUUAUCCUGUAAGGCUUGAAUAGAAUUAAGACUUGCUAUAGUACUACCAUGGACAUUUUUUUAGCAUUCACUCUUGGGCUGCAGAUAAUAAUAUAUAUAUAAACACACACAAUGAUUGUGAAAUUCUAUAAAUCCUUUCUUUUUAAAUCUUCCUGUGUUUUGGAAUUCUGGGGACAAUCUGACUGACUGGAUAUGACACUGCAGAAUAGACUUAAGUUGCUACGUUUAUUGUGCUGUGAUGUCCUAGUACUUAACUGUCUUUAAGUUAUUUUUUUUGUUCGUUGUGUUUGUCUUGUUUGGUUGCUUCAGUGUUUAGUUGCAAUUACCAGCUCUCAAAUUGUAUUUUGUUUUCAAAAAAGGCAAAACAAAAUAGUUUUUUAUGGGAUAAAAUAUUGCUUAUUAGAAUUCUCCCUUUUUGCGGUUACCUCUGGGCUUUUUGGUAAUAAUUGCUUUUUUCCAGCCCAGCUGUGGUCUUCUGUUUGUUUGUUUCUAUGUUUGUGGGUUUUAUUCAUCUGUACAAGUAAUUUUGUUAUGCACUACUACUUUUUGUAUUCUAGACAGUUUUCAAAAGUUGGCUGAAGAUCUGUUUUAAGGAAAAAGGCAUGCUUUCUGACCAACAUGAUCUUUUGCAAUACCUCAAUUUUGAAAUAUAGGAAAGAAAAUGAUAUUUUCUAAGUGAGUUUAUUCAGAAAAAUAUAUAUUAAUUUAAUUCUGCAAGAAAAAUGAUUUAACAGAUGGGUACCUUUAUUUUUUUCAUGCUUAUUUGUGUUUUUUGAAAAUGAAGAAGUUAGAGCUUUAUAACUAGAAUAUUAAAGACCAUAUCUAACCUACAGAAAUCUACCUAAUUAUGUGAAAGAAGCAAAACCUUUUGAAGAAGCACCCCUCUUUCAUGUACUAAAAUAACAGAGAUUUUUUUUUAAGUUGGAAGACUGUACAGUCUCAGGUGAAAGUGAAGGCAAGAGAAACGUUAUGAAGAAUCAGUUACACACAAUAAAACUCCAUUUGGUGCUGAAAGUUGUGACUUAGACGGUGGAAACUACUUUCCCUUAAUUUGUAUAUUUAUAAUCCAGCGUUGAUUGUGCUCGACUGACCAGGAUUGUGAAAGAGUUCUUCUGUUUGUAUUUUUUUAAAGAGAACUUUUUUAGUUUAUUAAAUUAUAACAUGUUCCCUUUUGUUUUGUAAAUAAAUGUGCCCCCAGUUGUUAAUGUUAUAUUAGAAGAGAGGGCCCUUCAAAAGAAAAUUAUUUUUUAAAAACAGAGGUGUUCUGACCUGCAACUUGACUGGGAAGGCCCUGGGUAUCACAGGCCCUGUGACAGGGCCCUUUCCUCAAUGUGACACUUGAACUAGUCGAUUUUUUGAAGGCUAAAACCUAACCUCGACUAUUUGUUGUUAUGUGCAAUACUGUUUGUACUGUUUGUAUAAAAAAUAGAAAAAAAAAGAAAAGAAAAAAGGCAUAAAUCUUUAUUGCAGAUUUAUUUUCAUUGCAGACUUUAGACAUUGUGAUUCACUAAAAUCAUUUUUCUACUGUCAAAUAUGUACCUUUUCUUCAUGCUGGUAUUUUUUCAAUAGUAAUGUAGCCUUUGUACUGAGACAAAUUUUCAUUGUUAUUUUUAGAAAGAUUUUUUGCUAAGAAAAAAAUUAAACAUAUUUACAUAUUUUUCAUUUUAUUUCGUAUUUUCUUUAAGGAGUGCUUUCUCAAUCAUUACUAGAAUUGUUUCUGGGAGGGACUUUCAUAUCUGGUCAAUGUCAUAAUAUUAUUUUGUAUUUUUACUUGGAAUAAAUUAAUUUUAUGAUGCUAAUUCUUUAAAAGUUUAUUUUUUUCAUUUUCAGUUAUUUUUUGAAGCUAAAACCUUUGUAAUAUUGUUACUAAAGUGUCUAGUUUUUUGAAAUGCAAAGCUUUAUGUAUUAACUUGCUGAUGUGGUUUACAAUAGUGUGACAACGAUGAAAAUGGUUGGUUCUGUAAAGUGAUUGGAAAAUGUAAUGGCUACUUGGGUAAUAAAAUGACAGAAUGAGCAGAACAUGUGAGAUUUGACAAGCCUUUUCCUUUAUUCUAGUGGUUCAGUGUAAGACUAGGGAUGUCGCAGUGGGUUUAUACAACACCAGAUGCAGCUAAAUCAGUGGCCCAGUGAUGAAGUCUUCCCUCGUCCAGAUCCACAAAAUGAUGCUCUGCUUUUACUCUCUAGCUUCAUUAUAUCCUGUGUAUGUGUUCCAACACAUGCAAAUCUGCCGUCAACUGCUGUCCACAUGCCAGUCCUGCCUUUUACUCAGGCCAGAUCUGUCCCACACAGUGACUGGGUUCAUCUGAGAAUCAGAGAAGUUGGUCAGUCUGUGUAGUUAGACCGGAACUGAAGUGUCUCACCUUCAAACCGAGAAAGCAAACUUGGACAUCACCACUUUAUCUGGACAGCCUUGGACUUUGUCUUCCUCUACCCUUCUGACCUCUGCUGCUUGGUUGCCUCUUAGUGUAGCACCAUAUCUAACCACUCCGAGGAUGAUCUUAGUGCCAUCCGGCUUCCUUUCCCAAACUCAGCUUGCCUGGAAAGUAUGCUGUUAAGUCAGCAUGUCAUUGUAAUGGCACCUAAAAUUAAACAGCCACCCAAAAUGAAACUGCAAAACUGGUGUUGUGUAAAUAGAAACAUCCAGAGACUUGCUCUAGAUAAGAUGGUUGUGUUGAUGGCCUCUUCCAGUCACAGGGGCCACAGAGGCAAAGUUAUCAAUAACUGGGAGAAACAAACGUGUGUCCAGAAAUAGCUCUUGGGUAUGCUCUAUGUAUUCAGUUUUGUAAAUAACCUAGAUUAGAUCAAGUUGUGAUGUAAAAUUUUAACUAAAAUUGGAUAUUACUGGUUGGAAUUUUACAUUAACUACAAAUAAAUGAUUAGGAACAGGAGAAAAGAAAUGGGAAAAUUAUUGCUUUAGUGAUAUAAAGAAUAUGCUUAGACUUCUGCCUAUUAUCUUCUGUUUUAUAGCUUGCUAGUGAGACAUGGGCUAAUGCAGGGGAUACUGAAUUUAUGCAAUUAGCAAAAAAAAACAAACCACUAGAUUUAAUUUUAUCUCUUAGCAAAAAAAAAAAAACAACAACAAAAAUAAAAAAAAAACAUUUAACUGGGUAAAGCCUAAAUAUUUAACUAUUGUGACGUCUCUUCUUGCAAAGUUUGAGUGAAGGACUAUAGUCACAAAUUAGUGGGGGGAAAGUAUCUUUUUGUUAAAUUGGCCUAUUUGUAUGGAUUGUUGCUUUUACCCAGUUUGUAUUGUAUGUCAGCUAACAUAUUCUGUUGGUUUUUUUUUUUAAUAAUCCAAUUUCUCUAUCUCAGCUGCAAUAGUGUUCCAUUUUACUACAGAGUAUUUUAUAAUCCAUGCUGUUGACUUUAUACCCCAAAAUGGAUGAUCAAGAAGUGUGAUUUGAGGAUGUUUAAAUUUGUAUGACCAUGAUGAAUAGCAACAAGUAGAAAGCUCGGGUGCUACACAGGAUAUUCGCUCUUCUCUUUUCUGGAUAUAGUUCUGUUGAGGUAUAAAGUAUUAGGUAUUUGUAUUUUUGCUGUCACAAUAACCAACAUAACUUCUAGAGUGUUCACAGCUAAGAUCUCUGUAUUUGUUUUUCAACUAACAACUAAUUUUAAAUGUAUUGUAUCUUUUACUACUUGUUCUCUUAGAUUGUUUUUGCUAGUAACUCUUAACUCAGCUUCCGCCUUUGGGGCUAGGGCUAAUAGUGCUUGUACGGAACCAUGGAGCUCAAUGCAGCUAUUGCUUACAACUGCUUCAACUUUGUAGUUUGGACCUUUUUUUUCUGUAAUUACAACUUAUUAAAUCUAGUUGUAUGAAGUA